AGAGGGAGCAAAUGCAUUGGCUUUUUCAGUGGAUGGUUGAUUGAUAUUAAUAGCAUACAAUCUUUCAUUUUGAUAACUAACUUUUAUCUUUUCGUAUUCUUGCUGCAAAACUACCAGUUUACUUGAAUUUGUUAGUUUUCGGAUGGGUACAGAGAUGAAUGGUGCAGCAUUGGAUCGAUCCUUGGAAAACCAACUUGGCCUCAUCAUCUUUUAAUGUGAUUAGCAAAAGACUUCGUCCUUUUUCGUCAUUCAGCCCAGCUUGCUGCAGAAAUCCUGGUUUACAUUAGGAAGCCAAAUUUUCUUGGAUUCGUCUUAUGGAGAACAUAAAGAGCAAAAGGUUCGCAAUCAAAUGGAAAAAUAGUCUAAUUUUCAAAUUUGUUGCCGCUGGUAACUCAUUUUUACACAAAAAUGAGUUCAGUGGAAGUGAUAAAGUGCCAAACCAGCCAAAGGAAACUCCUCGCACACCAUUAACAUGGUUGGUCAAGGAGAAGAAUCGAGAAUUGGUCCAGAAAAAUUCCAAUGUACAACCGGUUGAUGUCUUAUGGAAAGUUAUCUGCAUAGCACCAGACGAGAAAGUCACGUCGCCACAAGAAAAGCCAUCAAGUGAAUUAGGACAUAAAGUGCCACUGAAAAAUGAACGAAUCCUCUUGAAGAUUAGGAAAAUUAAGAAACGUUCAAAGAAACAAAAAAGGUUGAAAGGGGAAGAAGAAUAUGAUUACCAAAUAACCGAUCAGAAAAAAGAUGACAAACGAAACAGUAAAAAAAAGAAGGAAACCGAAGAGCCGCCAAAUAAUAAUAGCAGUAAUGUUAACUGUAAUAAUAACGUGAACUUAAACAACCAUAACGAUUGCAUCGUGUUAAAACCUCAGCCAUUGAUUUUAAAAGAUUUUUUUGAAACAGUAGAUGAUUCAAAUCAAGUACAAACAACUUUACCUAAUGAACUAUUGGUUAAAAUAUUUGAAUUCGUGGUACAAGAUGAAUCCAAAGCUAUGAUCAACCUUCUCAAUCUGUGCAGAGUUUCUGAGAAUUGGCGCCGUUUAAUUUUAUCAACGCCCAAACUGUGGAGAGUAGUUGAUUUAAGUGAUUUUAAUAAAAAACCCAGUGAAACUGAGUUAGUUCAAUUUUCUUCUCUUCUGGUCAAUACAAGUCACCUCAAUUUCACUGGUUGGGACUAUACAUUAAAUUACUCAAAUUUAGCCCCGAUCUUGGAAACAUGUGGUAAAUCAUUGACCAGUAUUGUUUUUCGUGGUUGUUAUACAAUUGAGGGAACAAUCCUUGAUCUUCUUUCUAAAGUCUGUCCAUCCCUUGAAGAAAUUGACCUUUCACAAACUUCGGCAUCAGACCGUUCAGAAAGAGCUGGAAGCAAAAAAGGAAGAAAUAAAGUAAGGAAAGUCGUCUAUCCACUGUUUCCUUCAUUCCAAACCUACUUGGCAACGAAUGGCUCCAAAUUAAAAUCAAUAAAUUUAUCGGAAAAUAAAAUAAAUGGUUUAACUCACCUGUUCACCGCCAUUACUAAAUAUUGCCACAAUCUCAGGUCACUGGACCUAUCAAAUAUCCAAUCUAAUUCAUCAUUUUUACUUCGCGUUGACACAUUACAAGCAUCAUGUCCUAAUUUACAAAUACUUCGACUUGGGAAUAUAUUUAUUCAACCACCCAAAAGUGGCAACGCUCUUGGUUUCCCUAAAUUGGAGGAACUGAGUAUUCCGUGCAAUAAUUCUGAUCAUGGCCACGGUGAACCGGUAAUCAGUAGUUUGACCAAAGAUGCUGAAAAUCUCAAGCUAUUGGAUAUCCGUGGCUCUCCCCGAGUAACAGCUAGUUGUAUCAUUAAAAUUCCAGCUUGGAAUCUUCAACACCUUGCUAUUGACAACUGUAGUACAAUUUUUUCUACUGGCUUGGAAAUGAUAGUAAGCAAGUGGAAACACAGUCUAAUAGAAUUGGACAUAUCGCACAACUGUCACCAGACAGGUAUCUCGGCAGCUUUGGAAGCCUUGUCCUCUGAGAAGGACUGUCCUUUAAAAGUGAUUACCUUACGAGGCUCCUCGGUACUUUUCGAAUCCGUUGAAAAGCUUUUGAUCAACUGUAAAAAUUUAAGCUUAAUAGACCUACAGUCAUGUCGUGCAUUACCCAGAGGUACAAAAAGAGUUUUUGUUGGAGAAGAGGUUGUUAAAUUUCGAAAUGACAUCAUUAAUGGUAGAUACAAAAAUUUCGAUCAAUAAUAAUCAUUUUUUUACAUGUAUUAUUGAUCAAAAUAUUAGGUGUUUUUUUGAACGUAAAACAAUCGUUUUGUUGUAAAUAAUUUAAGCCUUAUACACACAACUCUCUAAAAUCCAUUACUACGUUGCAUAUUUAGUCCCCAUUGUGUCAUCAAUUUAAAAUUAAUUACUACUUGUGCAUCAGUUUUAUGAGUUGGUUUACUUUUUUUAGUCUGACAAAUUCACCAUUAUGAUCAUCUUCAUUUCGAAAUACCUUUCUCAAAGAUACAAAAUACAAACUCAAAAUUAUCAAAAUUACAUUUUCAUUAUCUAAAAAUCAAAGCUCUAUCAAAGCACAGAGUUAUUCACAAAAUUCUAACCCUCCAAAUCAAUAUACUUUAUCUAUUGUUAAUUUUUUUCAUUUCAUUAUUUCAUGUUUUAGCGCUUUACACAACAAUCAUAUAAUUUGUCAAUGCAAAUCAUGCUAGUUGUAUAAUUUUAAAUGAAAAGAAAACGCUAAUUCUGUCAUCAACCCAUUAUCAAAAUUAGCGAAAAACAAAGUUAUUUAAUUUAAACUGCUUAAAUGGGCCAAAUCUGUAUCUAAAGCAAUUCAAUGUAAUUCAUUUUCUCAAUCCAAUACAAGCUAUUUUCAUGCUAGCA
Molecule: messenger RNA, 2852 nt
Organism: Tetranychus urticae (two-spotted spider mite)
Lineage: Eukaryota; Metazoa; Arthropoda; Arachnida; Trombidiformes; Tetranychidae
Gene: Fbl6
Product: F-box and leucine-rich repeat protein 6
Molecular function (GO): protein binding
Source: RefSeq, a predicted model, not a curated record